GCCAUGAAGGGUCUCAGUGCUGUUCGGUGGUCUCUUUGUUUGGGUGGCACAGCAGCUCACAGUGUGCACACUCCAAGUCCGGGCACGUCUCCGGCGUGCUUGCCUGUUAACUCUUAAUGUGCCAGUCCCAGGUGGAUUUAGGGGACGUCGGCGGCUGGGCGCUAUAUGGCACGCGGCCGGAUGAGCGCGUUGGCAGAUUUGCAGAAGUAGACGUCGGCUUCCUUGGUGUGUUGCAACGGCAGGCUGACAAGCGUCACGGCGGCCGCGCACCACUUCUGUCUUCCCCUGAGCUUCCUGUUGCACUUCUCCUGUCUUUGUGAAUGUGGGACGGGGGAGGCGCAGGGGGGCACUUCGUCAUUUUAGGCGCAUCACACCGGACGACUCGGCUGCGGGCAGGAAGAUGAGUGCGUCAGACGACUGACAGAAACGAAAAGAGGGAAGAAGCCGCGCGCACAAGCGCUCGAGUCGCCACGAUGUUCACCAGGGCGGUGAGCCGUCUGAGCAGAAAGCGGCCGCCGUCAGAGAUUCAGGACAAUGACAGCCACGCAAGCACAAGCCAGCACGGCCCCACAGGAACAGCCCGGUGGUCGCUCUCUCUGGAACAUCUCCUUGAGGACCCAGAAGGGGUGCGACGCUUCAGGGAAUUUCUGAAGAUUGAAUUUAGUGAAGAAAACGUUCUGUUUUGGUUGGCAUGUGAAGAUUUCAAGAAAACCCAUGACUUCAAGAAGAUGCAAGACAAGGCCAAGCACAUCUACGCCUAUUAUUUAUCCAGUAAGUCGAGCACCCAGGUGAACGUGGAAGGCCAGUCCAUGCUGAGUGAGAGCAUGCUGGAGCUGCCGCACCCUUUAAUGUUUGAGAAGCUUCAGGAGCAGAUCUUUAACCUCAUGAAGUUUGAUAGCUACAAUCGCUUUCUUAAAUCGGACAUCUUCCUCAAGUGUAAGAAGAUGGAGGAGGCGCCCAGCGAGGAAAUGGUGCCCAAGAGAGCCUCCAGGAUCUACAACACGUGAGAGCCGGGCAGCGGGUGGCUGGCUGUGUGGCAGCUCUUCUGAGUUCCAGGCUCAGUUUCGCUUUGUUAUUCAGAUGAACACUGGUGAGUAUGGAGGCCUGUGUGCAGGAACACGAGGACCACCACUCCGCAUGAGCAGCAUUUCUGUCCAGUGCUCAGUAACUGGGAGGAGCAAAUUCAUCAGCGCUGCCAGACGACAUGGACUGCAGUAACAAUGGUGACUAAUCGCCUCUAGAGGAAGCAGCAUAUGGAGUUGUGCGUGUGUGUGUGUGUGUGCGUGUGUGUGUGUGUGCGUGUGUGUGUGUGUGCGUAUCCUUUCUCCCCGCGGACACCUUCCUGUCAUCCACCUCAACGGCUAAUUAAACAUGCAUGCUGUUGAUUUACUGGACAACAAAACAGACUGACGUAACAAUUGAAAACUUGACAACCCCGCGUGUGCUUGUCGUCUGACGGACUGAAUGCUCCUCCUGUGUGUUGUGCUUAAAGCUGGACGCCGCCUUCAUCACAGGUGUUCUCACUGCCAUUUUUCAACAUUGUGCGCUGUAAAUAUAUUUUCUUUUCUCAAUUUCAAA
This is a messenger RNA of Polypterus senegalus (gray bichir), 1578 nucleotides long. RefSeq names its product regulator of G-protein signaling 10-like. The record is from RefSeq and is a predicted model, not a curated record. Gene Ontology annotation, molecular function: GTPase activator activity. The transcript has 5 exons. Lineage: Eukaryota; Metazoa; Chordata; Cladistia; Polypteriformes; Polypteridae. The coding region runs from base 474 to 1007 and encodes 177 amino acids.